AUGUACAUUGUCACUAUCAUCUCCCUUCUCACUUUGACACUCGUUUCCGCGACACCAAUCAAGAAAUUUUCCGGCGUGAAGAUCCAAUCAUAUCGAAAUCGAAGAUGUCUUUCACCUGUUGGACCAGCUGCGGAUGGCACACAAGUCACCACUGUUGAUUGUUCACGAGCUAAAACUUGGGACAUCAACUCUGGCAGUGGUAGUGUAGUUUUACAUGAAAAUCCUGGAUUCGCUCUGGAUGCUGGAACAGGCAGAGACAAUAACGAGAUUGUCAAGAUCUGGACUUCUUAUCCUACCUUGUUCCAACAAACCUGGUUCCUCACUGGUGAUAACCGGAUUGCCGUCACUGGUGGCGAUCAGUGCCUUGACGAGGGUGAUAAUGGUUCUCAGACUUGGAGAUGUACUACUGGAAAUACCAAUCAAAUCUGGUUUGUGGUCCAAGAUGGCAAUCCACCUCCCACCAUCUCAAGCUCUUCGACCUCUGUUCAACCAAGCUCAACUUCCUCUGCCACUCAACCUUCUCAAAGUAGUAACAACAACAACGUAGGUGGUGGUGUCUUCAAAGACCCCUCUAAUACAUCAAGAAGGAUCCAUCCCAACAACCAGAACGCGCUUUGUGUAACAGCAGGUAACGGAAAUCUUGAGCUCACAUACCCAGUCAACAUCGGUCAAUGUUUUGCAAACAACAACACAAUCUCGGUAGCACAGCUGUGGAACCUCGCCGCCGGCUCCAAAUCAGACUACAUCAGAUCGGCAUUCAAACCCGAUCGCUGUUUGGAUGUUGGCUCCAACCCUGGUUCAGGCUCAAGAGUAUUCGUUUCUGACUGUGCGGCAGCUGGCAACAAGGUGACAAAAUGGAACUACGUGGCUGACAAGCUCCAAGUUGACGGUAAAAAUCUCUGUCUCGAUGUCGAGUUGAACUCUGGCAGAACACCUGGUAAACCCAUCGAUACCGAAGCCAAUUUACAAGUAUGGGAAUGUUUCCCUGAUAACACACGACAGAUCUUCACUCUCUAUCCUUUGUAG
Molecule: messenger RNA, 1026 nt
Organism: Kwoniella mangroviensis CBS 8507
Lineage: Eukaryota; Fungi; Basidiomycota; Tremellomycetes; Tremellales; Cryptococcaceae
Exons: 6
Coding region: 1-1026 (341 amino acids)
Source: RefSeq, a predicted model, not a curated record